Molecule: messenger RNA, 3624 nt
Organism: Penicillium taxi
Lineage: Eukaryota; Fungi; Ascomycota; Eurotiomycetes; Eurotiales; Aspergillaceae
Product: NACHT and WD40 domain protein
Exons: 3
Coding region: 1-3624 (1207 amino acids)
Molecular function (GO): protein binding
Source: RefSeq, a predicted model, not a curated record
AUGGCACCGUCAAUUUCGAACUACAUGAUCGGCCAGGUCAGAUUCAUGAGCCAUGAAAACCGUGAUCCUUUAGAUACCUUGCCAGUCUCACACGAGGCCGAAUUUGACUCAUUUGCGGAUCAACACGAAGAUGAAUGUCUACAAGGCACCAGAGCCGAGCUUUUGAACGAGAUCAAAGAGUGGGUGGAAUCAUCGCAAGGAAAAUGCAUAUUUUGGUUGAGUGGGGCCGCUGGAACAGGAAAAUCAACAAUAGCACGGACGGUGGCUAGAUUGUUGAGCCAUGAAAAGCUGCUUGGAGCAAGUUUCUUUUUCAAAAGAGGCGAAGGGGAUAGAGGGAAUGCGAUGAAAUUUAUUACCACAGUGACACGACGGAUCGGGAGAGAAAUCCCUGACCUGACGCUGAUUAUCCAAAAAGCAGUCCGCGAUGAUCCCGAUAUUGCGACACGCUCACUGAGGCAUCAGUUUGACAGCCUACUACUUCAGCCAAUUCUGGAGUUGAAACAAUCCAGUCAUCAUAUUCCAACUAUGGUGCUUGUGAUAGAUGCAUUAGAUGAAUGUGACCCAGACGAUAACGUAGAAGUCAUUCUCCAGCUACUUCCACAGCUACGACAGGCUGUUAACGUACGAAUAUUUUUGACAAGCAGACCUGAGCUCCCGAUUCGUCUGGGAUUUAGAGAGAUGUCGGAUCAUGACUAUCAGAAUAUAACUCUUCACCAGAUCUCUGAGUCACUUAUAUCACGGGAUAUUUCUUUGUACUUUAACCAUCGACUUCUGAAGACAAGGAAGAUUCAGGAAUUGAGUAAUGACUGGCCUGGGCUCGCAAAUAUCCAGGUCCUGGUCGCAUUAUCCGUUCCACUAUUUAUCUUUGCUGCGACUCUUUGCCGAAUGUUCGAUGAUCCUUUUUGGGAUCCGGUCGACAGUCUAACAGAGAUUCUUACAUAUCGAGGAGGGGGAUCCCAACUAGAAGGAACUUAUGUUCCGGUAUUGAAUCGACUUCUGAAAGGCCAAAAUCAGACGCAGAAAGACCAGCUUGUUCUAGAGUAUCGAAAGAUCCUUGGCAUAAUCGUCAUACUUGAGAGCCCACUCGCAAUUACACCGCUUUCAAAGUUGACUAAUCUCCCUAGGCGACUGAUUGUCAUGAGGUUGAAGUUGCUCCACUCGGUUAUAAAUGUGCCCACGGACAAUAAUUCGCCAGUACGAUUGUUCCACCUCUCAUUUCGUGACGUUCUCCUCCAUCCAGCAAUACAAGGAAAAACUCCAUUCUGGAUGGAUGAGAAAGGGCUACACCAGGGGGCAACCACCCGCUGCCUCUCUCUUUGUCAAGAUCUGAAAAGGAAUCUAUGUGGACUACCAAGCGAAGGAACACAGCGCUCAGAAAUUGAUCAGCAAACUAUAGACCGUUGUAUACCUCCAGAAUUGAGAUAUGCCUGUCAUUAUUGGGCGCGUCACCUGGUGCAAAGCGAAGCCCCUGCUAAAAAUAUGGAAAUAGCUUUUGUUUUCCUCCAGAAUCACUUUCUACAUUGGUUAGAGGCAAUGGCUAUUAUGGGACUCAUCUCGGAGGUCGUUGGAAUACUUGAUCUGCUGCAAUCAGUACAGCAUGUCAACGAUCAAGAGUUGUCUGAUUUCUUACACGAUGCAAAGCGAUUUAUCCUAAAAUUUCGGUUUAUUGCAGAUGAAGCACCCUUGCAAAUAUACUCAUCAGGUAUCUUAUUCUCUCCUAGGAAGAUGAUCAUUCGAAAUUAUCUCAGAGAAGGACAUGCCAAUUGGAAUUUCAGACCGUCAGACUUGGAAGAGAGCUGGAACGAAGACCUGCAAACUCUUGAGGGUCAUUCAUUUGGGGUUCAAUGCGUGUCAUUCUCCCCGGAUGGUCGAUUGAUAGCAUCUGGUGCGUACGAUAAAACAAUCAAGCUAUGGAAUACAGCCACAGGAGAACUGCAGCAGACUCUUAGGGGCCAUUUGGAUGGGAUAUCAUCGUUGGUAUUCUGCCCUGAUGGACGACAUCUAGUCUCUGGGUCUUAUGAUCGAACAGUCCGGCUAUGGAACACUAGCACUGGUGCCACGGAGCAAAACUAUGAGGACCAUUCGGACGGAGUGACAUAUGUUGCAUUGUGCCCGAAUGGUCGAGUUUUAGCGUCUACGUCCUUUGAUAAGACAAUCAGGCUACGAGAUAUCCAAACAGGCGCCCCCAUCCAACCAGUUUUGAAAGGCCACUCACGCUCUGUAUUUUCCCUAUCUUUCUCUCCUGAUGGCCUAUCUCUAGCAUCUUCCUCCAGGGAUAAAACCAUCCGAAUUUGGGAUAUUUCUAGAGGUGUUCUGCAACUAACCCUAAGGGCUCAUUCAGCUUUGGUUAUGUCAGUGGCAUUUUCCCCAGAUGGCCAGAUCCUAGCAUCUGGCUCCGACGACAAAACAAUCAGACUUUGGGAUCCGACUACAGGCGCGCUACUACAAACCUUUGAAGAUCCAGCGGAAGUCUAUUCUGUCGUUUUCUCUCUGGAUGGACGGCUUUUAGCGUCCGGCUCUGGCGACAAAACCCUCAAGGUUCGGGAUUCUUCUACAGGAACUCUUAAACGGACAUUCAAACAGCAUUCAGGUUUGGUUCGGUCGGUAGCAUUCUCCCCUGAUCUUAAAAUCCUGGCAUCUGGCUCCUAUGACCAAACAGCUCGGCUCUGGGACUUGACUACAUGUACUUCACCCCAGACCACCAAGGGCCACUCAGACUGGGUUUGGUCCAUCAUGUUUUCUCCUGAUCAUCGGAAAUUGGCUUCUUGUUCAUGGGAUCGCACUAUCAAGAUAUGGGAUUUGACUACGGGAGACUCACAGCAAACUUUGAGGGGCCAUUCAGAUGCAGUUUUGGCGAUCGCAUUUUCUUCUGAAAGCCACUACCUGGCUUCUGCUUCGCGUGACGAAACUAUCAUAAUUUGGGAUAUCGUGACGAGUACGCCUCGAUUGAGAGUCAAGGGUCACUUGGAUCCAGUCUACUGUCUUACCUUUUCUCCUGAUGACAAGCUCUUAGCAUCCGGUUCAAGUGAUAAUACAGUCAGAAUGUGGAGUUCUACAACUGGUGCUCUACUAAAGACACUCAGAGGCCAUUCAAGCUCCAUCCACUGUGUAGCCUUCUCCCCUAAGGCCCAGGUUCUAGCUUCCGGCUCAAGCGACAAUACAGUAAUCCUGUGGGAAGUGAGUACAGGCAGUCUGAUACACACUCUUGAAGGGCAUUCGACCACAGUUGUUUCCGUUACAUUCUCACCGUGUGGACGACUCUUGGCGUCUAGUUCAAAUGGUGGGACUCUUAUUAUCUGGCAAAUCACCACAACGACACAUAAGCAUAUGUGGAGGUUUGAAAAGGCCGUCCAUCAACUGGAAUUUUCAGAUGAUGGUUCGUAUCUGAGGACCAACAUCGGAUCAAUUUCUCUCCAGAAUCUAGAUUUUGGUAGUGAGACGCCACAUCUGAAAGCUGAGAUUAUAUCAGUUUUUGAAGAUACUUGGAUUGCUCUGAAUGGCGAAAGAACUCUAUGGCUACCUCACGAGUUUCGGCCUGUUUGUUCGGCUACUCAAGGUGACUUGCUUGCGAUGGGACAUGCAUCGGGUAGAAUAUCAUUAUUGGAACCAUAUCUAGGCUAUUAA